CGUCAUCAUCAGUUUUGACGCAAAAGGGGAAGUUGGGAGGAACCUAGAGGAAGAUCUGGUAGUGACCGUCUUGACUUCAGUACAGGAGAUUGGGGUUUUGGGUCAUGGCAGGAAGAGGUGGAGCAACGAGACCUAACGGGCCGAACACCGGCAACAAAAUCUGUCAGUUCAAAUUAGUGCUGCUGGGAGAGUCUGCUGUGGGGAAGUCGAGUCUAGUGCUUCGCUUUGUAAAAGGACAGUUUCAUGAGUUUCAGGAAAGCACAAUAGGAGCCGCCUUCUUGACUCAAACAUUAUGUUUGGAUGACACAACGGUGAAGUUUGAGAUCUGGGAUACAGCUGGCCAGGAGCGCUACCACAGUCUGGCCCCAAUGUAUUACAGAGGAGCACAGGCGGCCAUAGUGGUGUAUGACAUCACAAAUGAAGAAUCAUUUGCACGUGCGAAAAACUGGGUGAAAGAGCUUCAAAGACAAGCCAGUCCAAAUAUUGUAAUAGCUUUGGCUGGGAACAAGGCAGACCUUGCCAACAAGAGAGCGUUGGACUUUCAGGAUGCGCAGUCAUAUGCAGAUGACAACAGUUUGCUCUUUAUGGAAACCUCGGCAAAGACUUCAAUGAACGUCAGUGAGAUUUUUAUGGCGAUCGCAAAGAAGCUCCCAAAGAACGAGCCCCAGCCCGCAGGUGCCAACACAGCCCGCAACAGAGGAGUGGAUCUAACAGAAACAGCACAGCCUGCCAAAGGCUCCUGCUGUAGCACCUAAACCACGCUCCUCACCUCCUAACCAACCGCAUCACAUCUGGACAUGGGGCUCCUCCUUCCAAAACCUCGCUCCUCCUCGGAUUAGCUAAAGACUCUGUAUAGCUGUGUUUCUAAUACUUUCUUUUUUUUAACUUUCAUUUUUAAAGAAGAAUAUGUAAAUCAGCAGUCUACCGGAUGCAUGUAUCACUACAAAAGCUAAAUAUACAUUUUAACUUAAUUCAGCAGGAGAACAAAAACAGAUGAGAGAGUGAGAGAGAGAGAUUGAGUGUGUUUGUAUGCAUUUAAUACCUUAUGAUCAGGCCCCAGGCACAGUCUGCAAUGUUUUUCAGCUAAAAUGAGUAAAAAAAAGUCUUUCAGAUUUCAAAUAAGCUGUUCAUAUUGGCAAUAGUAGCCAACUUGUUUAAUAAACAUUCAUAACUAUGUGGAAAUCUACAUGCAGAUUUUGUCCGGGCCUGUUUACAUAGCAAAAAAGCUUUUCUUACUUAUGUUUUUGUCCUGUUUCUAGUCCAAAAUAUCUAAAAAUUCUUAAAUCAAGAAGCAUUUUCCAGACAAAAAAAAAGUCUUUGUUUUCAGAAAUUGUGUCAAAAUGAAAACAUAGUUCUUUAAAACAUUCAAACACUAUGACUUAUGCCUUAUUCAGUUCGGUUGAAUCGCACUAGAGUUCAUUUUCCCUCUUGGUGCGGUUCGUUUGGGCAGGUGUGAAUGGUGCAAUUGCACUGGAGUGCGCACCAAAAAAAGCAAUACCGAGACCUCCUUGAAGAGGUGGUCUCAGUACGCUUUCAAACAAACCCUGGAGCGGUUCGUUUGUCGUGAGAACAUGAUCCAAACUAAAAUAGACCCAACCGCAAAAAAAUAUACUGCACCUUUUUGGACUAAUCCAGCUGCCGUAGGCCGAUGCGCUGUGCAUUGUGAAUAUGGAGGAAAAUAUUUGUUAACAGCACUUUACCAACAAUUUUAAACAGAGAGAGAGAGAGAAACAUUACCUGAUGGAUCGUUGGUAAUAUUUCCAGAAGAUGACCAUGUCGCAGUUUAGCUAAAUUAAUUCACACCACCUCUUGAAGUGACUUGCGAUGCGCCUUCGCCAUUUGCAAUGCAUUUAAACAUUGUUUUCCGGCUGCAGCCACGCUUCAUUCUCGAAAUGUAAAGUUUGUCUAAAGUGAUGUAUACAAACUGUAUAAUAUACUAUGAGCAGGGAUACAAUCAGCCAGCGCAGUCGUAGCUCCAUAGUAUAUAAAGCGACAUUGUGUGUCUGCAGGUUUAUUUAUUCUGACCAAUCGAAAAUACGUUCAAUAACAUCUGGCCAAUGAGUGAUGUGGAUUUUGUCACAUGACUGCAUUUUGGUUCUUUUCAACUGGUUCGGACCAAAGCAAUCAGUGUGGUGUGAAAAGGACCCAAAACGGCAUAAAAAUGCUACUUGCCCUUGGUCUAGACCAAAUAAGCUGAACUACAGAUGUGAAAGCACCCUUACAAAUUUGGUCCAACAAACAUUCACACAUCAAUUCACACUAAGAGUUCUUUCACACCUAGACUUUUGUUCCGGAACCGGUUUCGUUUGCCCAGUUAGCAUGGUUCGUUUGGCAUAUGUGAAUCCAGCAAUCGCGCUCAGAUCUGCGCCAAAACAAUCGCUUAGAGAUCGCUUGAAUGAGGUGGUCUCGGCUCGAUUGAAACAAACUCUGGAUCGAUUGUAGUGAGAAAGCAAUACGAUCCGAGCCCGGUUAUAUCACAGUGUUUUAUGGGUAUGUAAUAUGCAUACGGAGAAUUAUAAGUAGGGCGGGAGGUCAUUCCAGACAUCCCAAGUCUCCCGGAAGUUUCGGGAGUCUCCUGCAAACGCACAGAGACUCCUAGAUGCCCGCAAACGAGUGAUAAUCUCUAAGAAAUCGCGAGUCUCUCUCUCGGCCCUCAAAUACGUCAGUCACCCUUUUCACGCCUCCCCACCGCAUCCUUCCUCGCUCUUCAGACACAUCGCGCGCACACCCGCAGCCCCCGCCCCAAUGAUGGGUAUGAUUUAGAGCAGUGCUUCUCAGCCACGUUCCUGGAGGACCACCAGCACUGCAUGUUUUGGAUGUCUCCAUUGUCUGUCACACCCAUUACAGGUCUUUCAGUCUCUGCUAAUGAGCUGAUAAUCUGAAUCAGGUGUGUUGGGUUAAGGAGACAUGUUAAAUCUGCAGAGCUGGUGGUCCUCCAGGAAACUGGUUGAGAAACACCGCUUUAGAGAUUGUCAUUUUAAAUUUAAUGUAACCUUUUAUUAGUUUGUUUUAGCUACAAAAAGCUGGCAAAUUCAAUGUUUCAAUUUAAAUGCUGUAAUUUAGAUUAAAAUGUACACACUGUCACCCGAGAGAUAGAGGACAGUGGGAAGACUUUGAUGAGAAAAAUCAAGGCAAAGGCAGAUUCUGGUUGACUAGUGUAAAUGUGAUUGUUCGUGUUUUUAUUACAAAAAGUUAUUAUUAAUUUAGAAAAUUAUAUGGAUUCAAAGUGAUGUUUUCUAUUUAUUUUUUAAAUAUUCUAAAAUAAAUUAGGAAAUUACCCAUGGCCACUUGGUAAAAUAUUUUGGUAUAGUUACCUUUGGCCCACAGUGCUCAAUGAUAUUUGGCCCAUUCAUACAAAAAAGUUUGGGCACCCCUGCACUAAAAGAUACAAUAUACAAACAAUACAUAAAGAAUAGGGCUGCACGACGUUGGAAAUAAUUUACAUUGUAUUUAUAUCGCAGAGAAAAAAAAAAUAUUGCAAUUUCACCAGAUCACCAGAUUUGCAAAGUCAUUACUUUAGACUGAUUGGGAUGAUGUUGUAGUGGAGUGAAAUAUAAAAUAUAUUUUUAUUUAAUAUAAUAAACAAACUACAGUCAUAAAUAGACACAAUUGAGCAAAUUUUAAAGUGAAAUAAGUGAUGCUUUACGGUUUUCUGAGUCUAGCAGUAUUCGGUUAAAGAAAUUAAAUAAUCAAAAUGAAAAAUAACACAGCACAGUCUUUAUCCUACAAGAAAUGCAAUAUACAUAAUCCUCAUUAAACUUCUUUAUGCACAACUAGAAUGCUUUAAACUGAGUACAGUAAACUCAGUAGUCACAUAUGUGAUAAACUGAUGAUAAACUUUUACUCUAUUGUGGUCAACCUCUGCAGUGUCUCCACAAAUCUUGUGUGUUUUGGCCUGUGGUUUUCCUGUCAUCUAUAAUCCCAACUCAACACUGCAUAUCUUGCGAUGUGUCUAUUGUGGACACACAUUCUGAUAUCGAUGCUUAAACUAUAUAUUGUGCAGCCCUAAUACAGAAGUAAAAUAAUAGAUAAAUACAAUAAAUAAAAUACAAAAAGAAAAUAAAUAAUAAUAAAAUUCAAAAAUAUAACACUGACCUUCAGUUUUAAUCUAAAUCAGUCUAAUCCUGUUCAAUUGAAUGGUUUCCUGUAGAAUUUGUGUCUUUAAAAUACUGUAUGGACGGUUUAUAAUUAAAUGGGUCUUCAUUUUAACAAGAAACAAUCUGCCAAUGAAGUAAGGAAAAUAAUCUUGUUAUCGCUAUGAAAUAAAAUUAUUUCUGUCAUGAACACUCUCAGGAUUUAGUAUGGUAAUGAAUAUGUGGCAAUGUUUAUGUAUUUAGUCUUGGUGGUAUAUAUCUGCUAGUACAGAGACCUGCUACUGCCAGUUCAUACACAGACAUGCCGUCUGAGAAUAUAACAUGCUGCUGCUGCAAACAAUACAUAUGUAGCUCUCGUUGCAGAUCUAAACAUAGGUGGAGCUGGGGUGGAGGGGGGUCUCUGAAAACACGCCGCAGCCUGUCAGCGUAAAAUGAUGCUGAGCAUUCAAACUGAUGACGAGCAAGCUCAUUGGCUACUGAGGUGACAGCAACCAAUCUCCUGCGCCAUGUAGUUAAUGAUGCAGGAGCAGAUUAGGUGACCUAUCAGGCUGCGCAUGCAUAGUUUCGUGGCAGAAAUUUCACUUUGCUUACCCAAUUGGCAGAUUAUUUUUAGGUUUAAGAAGAAAAACAAAACUCAAUUUUGACAUUAUUACUAAAAACAAGAUAAUAGUUGUUGCUUGUCUAGAAAAUGCUUCUUGAUUUAUUAUUAAUUUUAAAUAUUUAGACUAGAAACAAGACACACUCGAAGAAAGCAAUUAUUUUGCAGUGUAUGCCUCAGAAUUGAGAGAGAAAGAGUUAAUCUUCUCAAAAAAAAUAAAAAUAAACAGAUCCCCCACAUGCUCCAUCAGCAGCCAGUCUAAUGCUGGUUGUAGUUUGGAUGCAGUAGCUUAUUUUAGUUAAUCAUUCCUCUGUGCGCCUGCCGUUUCCUCGAUACGCCACAAACUGCUGAUUUUCCUGAAGAUAUCAGGAAAUACUCUCAUACACUCUAAAACAGAGGUCUCCUGGAGGGCCGGUGUCCUGCAUAUUUUAGUUCCAACCCCAGAUAACACACCUGAACCAGCUAAUCAAGCUCUUUCUAUGUAUACUAGAAUCUUCCAGGCAGGGGUGUUGGAACUAAACUAUGCAGGACACAGACACUCCAGGACUGAGUUUGGUCACCUCUGCUCUAAAAAGUGAUCAGUUGACUUUACUUUUAAAAAAGGGAGUAAACAUUAUGCCUCUAAAGCGAUUAGUUGACUUUACUUAAAGGGAUAGUUCACCCAAAAAUUUUUAUUGACUCACUAUUUAUUCAUCCUCAAGUGGUUCCAAACAUUUGUGAGUUGCUUUUUGUUUCUGUUGAACACCAAAGAAGAUAUUAUGAAGAAAGCCUGAAAACCUGUAACCAUUGACUUUCUUACUAGAGAAAAUAAUAUGGAAGUCAAUGGUUACAGGUUUUCAGCUUUUUUCAGGAUAUCUUCUUUGGUGUUCAGCAGAACAAACAAAGAUUGAGUAAAUAAAUGACAAUUUUCAUUUUUGGUUAAACUAUUGCUAUAAAAAAAUUAAAUAGCUCACUAUUUAAAAUCCCCCUUAAUGGUUCUAAACAUUUGUGAGUUGCUUUUUGUUUUUGUUUAACACCAGGGAAUAUAUCCAGAAGAAAUCUGAAAACCUGUAACCAUUGACUUUCAUAGUAGACAAAGUACUAUGGAAGUCAAUGGUUACAGGUUUUCAGCUUUCUUCUGGAUAUCUUUUUUUGGUGUUCAGUAAAAGAAACAAACGAAGUUUGAGUAAAUAAUGACAGAAUUUUCAUUCUUUGAUGAACUAUUUCUUUAAAAAAAAAUUAUUGACUCACUAUUUAUUCAUCCUCAAGUGAUUCUAAACAUUUGUGAGUUGCUUUUUGUUUCUGUUGAACACCAAAGAAUAUAUUAGGAAGAAAGCUGAAAACCUGUAACCAGACUUUCUUACUAGAGAAUAUACAAUGCAAGUCAAUGGUUACAGGUUUUCAGCUUUCUUUAGGAUACCUUCUUUGGUGAUAAGCUGAAGAAAGAAACAAAGGUUGUGUAAAUAAUGACAGAAUUUCAUUUUUGGGUGAACUAUCGCUUUAAAAAAAAAAGAGAAAUCCCAUUGCCUUAAAAUAAUUCAGUAAAUGAACUGUGCAUAAGUAUACAAAUUAAGUCAAUGUAACAACUUGAGGUUACAACAGGUUUACUGCACUGUUACUGUUUAAGCGACUAGUUACUUAAAGUGAGUAAACCCGUUGCCUUAAAAGCAAAAGGUGGAUUUUACGUUAAAAAAACCCCCGUAAAAGUCAGUAAACCUAUUCACUUCACUUAUAAUUAUGCACUGUGGCUCAGUGGUUAGCACUGUUGCCUCACAGCAAGAAGGUCGAUGGUUCGAGUCCCGGCUGGGCCAGUUGGCAUUUCUAUAUGAGAGUGUAUAGGUGUUUCCCAGUACUGGGUUGCGGCUGGAAGGGCAUGCGCUGCAUAAAACGUGCCGGAAAAGUUGGCGGUUCAUUCCGCUGUGGCAACGCAACCCCUGAUAAAUAAGAGACUAAGCCGAAGGAAAAUGAAUGAAUUAUGCAGUGUGUUUACUUAAUUAUAAUGCAACAAGUUUACUUUAAGUCAACUAAUCACUUUUUACAGUGAAUUGUUUAUAAGUAAAAUCAACUUGUAGCUUUAAAGGUAACAGGUUUACUCACUUUUUUCUAGAAGUUAUCGCAUUUUUACAGUAUAAAAAAGUCAUCCAGCUUAUUGGUGAGGAUCAUACGAAUGGCUUGAAUGACUUCAAGCAAUGACUUUGGGGAUAAAGAACAAAUUAAGAAAGGCAGUCAGUAAAACAUGUUCACCCUGCUGUAUGAAUUAUUAUAUUAUUGAUUAAUUGGGGCUGUAUUCUCAUCUCUGUAUUAUGUUAUACACUUAACGUCAGGUCCAUAUGGAAUCUGUGCAUCUUACACUCUUCUGAGUUUUGAAGAUUGAAACCUUGGUAGCUGUGCAUAUGAUCAAUUAGCCACAGUAUUUAACAUUAUUUAAGAGGAAACAUAUAUGCAAGGGGAAAUAAAUAUAAGCAUUUAAUUCUUGUACAGGGAUCUGUGCAUUUCAUGUGGCAAAAUCUACUGAAUUCUGAGGAUUUAAACAUUGAAAUGUUUGUUUUUAUUAUUAUUAUUAUGAUUAUCGGUGGCUGUGCACAUGAUAAAACUAGCCUGAAUUAGCGCUGGGCAGAUAAACCAUAUUAUUUCGAACAUUUAUAUCAAAAGCAAUGAGAAGCUCUGGACUUUUUUACUCUGAACUGAUUUAAGAGCCAAUUACAGAGCAGAAAUGUGCGACAAUGGGAAUCUAAAAGUGUGUUGAUAUUAGAGAUGUAGCGAAUUUUCGGCCACCGAGAAUUUAUCGGAAAAUGUUAUGCCAUUUAAUGGACUCUCUAAUUUUUGUGGCUUGUUGGGAUACUCUUUUAAAUCUGGAAGCAUUAACAACUCGAAUCGAAAUAUAUAUUGGUACCAUUCAAUAUGGAAAACAACUCUAGAGAUUGCAUUUCUGCCAUAUCGCCCAGCCCUAGCCUGAAGUAUUUAACAAAUAUGCAAUAAUAAAAUCAAGGCAUUUGAUUGAACUCUGCACAGAUUCGGUGUGGUCCUGGUGAUGAUCAAUUAAAAUCUCUUUAACAACGUGGAUAAUUAACUUCAGCAUCUCGAACACGUCCAGGAAUUUUUCCCUGCUUUUUUUAUUAUUAUUAUUGUAAUCUUACUGGAUGUCAUGAGCAAACUGUGUCACCGUCAGUGAUGCAGUGCAGUUUUGUGUUGUCAAAUGUACUCUGAGGACUAAAGGCAUGUGUUUGCAGGCUGAUUCGUGUCGUCCAACGAGAUUAAAAGACUCUGAGGGCCUUUGCAGACCAAAACAUUUUAAGAUCUUCAUCAUGUUUUGAAGCAUUGUUUAGAUUUUGCCUGCCAUGACAGACGGUAAUUGUUUUGCACACUGUACAGCCUCUCAUAAAUCCUACUAUCAGUUUAAAGCUUCUUUUUAUUCACACACAAAGAAUCAUGUUUAAAUGGUGGUCUUUUUAAAUGUAUGUAGUGUUAUUAACAAAUGAACUUGACAUUUAGUCAGUGGUCUGUCUUGUACCUUCUCUUAAAAUGGUUUUAUUUCUAAAAAUCGGAUGAAUUGCACAGUUUUGAGUUGCAUUUCUUUUUCUGGUUUUAAAAGUGUGGCUGCCUGUUUCAUCAUCAUGGACUAUGGUGGACUGUCUAACACUCCUGAAGUACACAGGUAGCUGCGCCGGCUGACGUUCAAUAAACCAAACAGCGGUGUAAAAUGCAUUAACACUGAGAGACUGAUCGAUUUUUAAAUGUCCAGGUCUUAGUAUAUUUCCAAUAAAGGGGGUGAAUUGUAUUUAA
This is a messenger RNA of Danio aesculapii, 8454 nucleotides long. It is a transcript of the gene rab5ab, whose product is annotated as RAB5A, member RAS oncogene family, b. The record is from RefSeq and is a predicted model, not a curated record. The transcript is spliced from 6 exons. The coding region runs from base 105 to 755 and encodes 216 amino acids. NCBI's taxonomy places the organism in Eukaryota, Metazoa, Chordata, Actinopteri, Cypriniformes, Danionidae. Gene Ontology annotation, molecular function: GTP binding; GTPase activity.